This is a messenger RNA of Acanthochromis polyacanthus (spiny chromis), 894 nucleotides long. RefSeq names its product lens fiber membrane intrinsic protein-like. Gene Ontology annotation, cellular component: plasma membrane. NCBI's taxonomy places the organism in Eukaryota, Metazoa, Chordata, Actinopteri, Pomacentridae. Gene Ontology annotation, molecular function: structural constituent of eye lens. The transcript has 5 exons. Bases 127 to 648 code for a protein of 173 amino acids. The record is from RefSeq and is a predicted model, not a curated record.
AGCCACAGCCCUCUCUCUCUUUUCCCCUCCGCCCGAUUCUGUCUUUUCCUCCGGAAGGUGGGCAGUCGAGAAGGUGCAUUUCCAGAAACAAGUUACUCUGCAGCUGCCCCCUUAUAUCAGCUCAAGAUGUACAGCUUCAUGGGAGGGGGCCUGUUCUGUGCCAUUGUGGGUAACAUCCUGCUAGUGGUCUCCACAGCCACAGAUUACUGGAUGCAGUACCGUCUCUCUGGAAACUAUGCCCACCAGGGUCUCUGGAGGUACUGCAUGUCCAACAAGUGCUACAUGCAGACCGACAGCAUCGCUUAUUGGAAUGCCACCAGGGCCUUCAUGAUCCUCUCAGGGAUGUCGUGCUUCGCCGGCAUCAUCGCUGGCAUCAUGUCCUUUUCACACUUUUCCUCCUUUGAAAGGUUCAACCGCUCCUUUGCAGCAGGAAUCAUGUUCUUUGUCUCCACUUUCUUUGUUCUGCUGGGUAUGGCCAUCUACACUGGAGUGACUGUCAACUUCUUGGGAAGGCGUUUUGGUGACUGGCGCUUCUCCUGGUCCUACAUACUGGGCUGGGUUGCUAUGCUCAUGACCUUCUUCGCAGGUAUUUUCUACAUAUGCGCCUACAGAAUGUGUGAAUGCAGGAGAGGAACUGGUCCACGCUAGAAGGAGACAAACAGCUAGAUCAAGAAAAACGGAAAACUUUUCUACUUUGGAUAGAAGACAAGCAGAACACACGAAGGCAGCUUUGGCUGAUCUACUGAAGAGAUGACGCCUGGUGCCGACACUGAAGGUCUCUGACACUCUGCUAAAGUGUUUUUAGUCAAUGCAACUGGGAUUUUUAUUUGACGAAUAGUCCUAAUAAAAGCACAGAGGAAAAUCGAAUUAAUAAAGCUAAUCUGUGUCUAAUGA